Contarinia nasturtii (swede midge) is the source of this 1735-nucleotide messenger RNA. RefSeq names its product facilitated trehalose transporter Tret1-like. Gene Ontology annotation, cellular component: membrane. The transcript has 10 exons. The record is from RefSeq and is a predicted model, not a curated record. The coding region runs from base 71 to 1468 and encodes 465 amino acids. Gene Ontology annotation, molecular function: sugar transmembrane transporter activity. NCBI's taxonomy places the organism in Eukaryota, Metazoa, Arthropoda, Insecta, Diptera, Cecidomyiidae. Gene Ontology annotation, biological process: carbohydrate transport; transmembrane transport.
AAGUGAUCGCUAUUACGUGUCACCAAAUUUGACUGUUUUUUUGUGAAGUGAGAAAGAAAUUACCAAAGCCAUGCAAGAAUCAAGCGCAAAUGUCAAAUGUCAGUACUUCGCUGCAUUUGUGGUGAAUAUGCUCUCUGCUGGAUAUGGAGUCACAGCCGGCUGGGCGAGUCCCAGCCUUAUUCUUCUAACAUCGGACGAAACACCAUUGCAAUCUGGACAAAUUACGAUGGAUGAAGCUUCAGCGGUCGCUGCGCUUACUAGUCUUGGUGGUUUGAUUGGAAAUAUAUUUUUUGGAUGGAUUACAAGCAAAUUCGGCCGAAAAAAUCCUUUGGUGUUCAUGACCAUUCCAACUAUUAUAAGUUGGCUACUAAUCUUAUACGGACAAAACGUUUUUCACCUAUACGCAUCGCGCAUACUUAGUGGUUUUGUAGGCGGUGGAAUAUUUGUGAUAGUUCCUGCAUUUUUGUCCGAAAUAGCAGUUGAUCGUGUACGAGGAGUAUUGGGCUCUAUGUUGACAUUAACGUGCAACGUUGGUAUAUUGCUUGCUUUCAUAUUCGGAAAAUAUCUGGAUUAUUUUGCAACUCCAAAAAUCGUAAUUGCUCUUACUGUUGCAUGUGCAAUUUUACUUUUCUUCUUACACGAAUCACCAUCAGUCCUUAUUAAAGCAAACAAAACCUUAGAAGCCGAAAAAUCAAUUAAGUUCUAUCAAAACUUGAAUGUUAAUAACGAUAAAGAUUUCAAGCAUCUUCAAUCAGAAAUGAAUAGAUUACAAAACACCAUCGCAAAUGUAAACGAAGAUAAAACCAGUGACAAUUCGUUCAAAUGGUCCGAUUUAACAGUUGCGCCUGGUAAAAAUGCCAUGAUGAUCGGAAUCGUUUUGGUGCUAUUGAAUCAGUUCUGCGGAUGUGUGGCGAUGUUAAAUUACACUGCAAAAAUUUUCAAAGAUGCCGGAUCAAACAUGGAUCCAAACAUGUCAGCGAUUGUCGUGGGAAUUAUUCAAUUGAUUGGAUCUUAUGUGACCACAAAUCUUGUUGAUCGAGCUGGACGAAAGUUCUUGUACGUAGUAUCAUCGAUUGGAAUUGCCUUGGGAUUGAUUACGCUCGGAACAUAUAUGAUGUUGAAAACAUCAGGCUACAAUGUUGAAAUAUUCAACUGGGUUCCGAUCACUAGUUUUUCAUUCGUAAUUUUCAUCGGAAGUUGGGGAGUUCUAACUCUGCCAUUCUUAGUCAUUUCCGAGAUUAUGCCGGAAAAAUUGAAAAAUUUCGGACCUUCAUUCUGUAUGAUUAUUUUGUGGUCUUCACAAUUUCUUGUUGUGAAAUAUUUACCACUUCUCACCGAUACUCUUGGAUUCCAUUAUACACUGUUUAUAUUUGCUGGAGUUUGUUUAUUUGGCGCCAUGUUCAUCAUUGCAUCAAUGCCCGAAACAAAAGGAAGAAGUUAUGAUGAAAUUAUGAAAAUGCUCCGAUAAAGACAAGCACAACGAACAAUAAUUUAUUUUUAGUUUUUUUUUUUUUAUAAAUAAGAAGGAGAUUUGUUGUUCGGACAAUCAAUGACAACAAAACAUUAACAAGUAUGAGCAGGUCUUAUACAAAUACUGUUUUUCAAAUAAAUUAUAUCGAACUUAUAAUCUCAUUCAAUUGUUGAAGAAAUUGCUGCUUUAUCAGAAAAGGAGUAGCAUUGUAAUAGCAAAGCCAUUGCAAGCUUAAAUAAUAAAUGCACAAGUGCAAUUGAAUAA